AUGUCCCUCUUGUUUAUUCUUUACUUUCAUUGUUCAGGACGUUCUUAUUAUCGCUUUUCCCUUCACUUUUUUUUUUUUUUUCGUUAUUUUUUUCCUUCAUUGUUCCGUUAUUUUUCUUUCUUUCUUUCUUGCUUGCUUUCGUUCAAUCCUUUCUUUAUGGCAGUACUUUCUUUUACGCGUCUAUGUUUCUUUCUUUCUGUCAUUAUAGUCAUGAUUGAUUUCAUUCAUUUUUCCAACUUUAUUCUGAUCGUCCUAAACUUCUUUCUUUCUUUCUUUCUUUCUUUCUUUCUUUCUUUCUUUCUUUCUUUUAUUUGUCUUUCUUUCUAUCCUUUAAUAUUUAAAUCCUUUUCUUUAUUUGUUUCUUUUUUCAUUCUUUCUUUCUUUCUUUCUUUCUUUCUUUCUUUCUUUCUCGGCCUUAAUUUUCUUUCUUCUUUUCUUCCUUUCUUUCUUUCUUUCUUUCUUUCUUUCUUUAAUUGCUUUUAUUUAUUUAUUUCUUCCUUUCUUUUACUCUUAAUUAAUUUCCGUUCAUUUAUUCAAUCCUUAAUUCCUUCCUUUCUUUCUUUCUUAAAUUACCUUUCUUUCUGUCUCUCCGUCUGUGUGUCUGUCAGUCUUCAUUUUUCUCUUCUCGCCUUGAUCCUUCUUUUUCCUUCUUUUAACAUAUCCUCUCUCUUUUUACAUUUCUUAUCCAUCGCUUUUUUGUGGAUGUCCGAUUAUCUAUCUAUCUAUCUAUCUAUCUAUCUAUCUAUCUAUCUAUCUCUAUAUAUAUAUAUAUAG
Molecule: messenger RNA, 774 nt
Organism: Acanthosepion pharaonis
Lineage: Eukaryota; Metazoa; Mollusca; Cephalopoda; Sepiida; Sepiidae
Source: the annotation of a GenBank genome assembly